AUGCCCCAACCGCGCAUCCUUCGCAAUAGAGAGCUGGUGUCCCUUAUUGCCUGCGUAAUGCAGCAGUGCCAUGGUGAUUUCGACAUGUUUCUCACCCGCACAAGUUCCGGUUCACAAUCGACCAACCUCCGCGUGCUCGCUGUGGCUCUACGACUGCCAGCCUUUGUCAGUACACCGAGCCCCGAUCAAGUGGAGUCGCUCGAGGCACUUGCAAUCCUGUGUCGACGACUGGCUGAGCCCUGUCGACUUUUCACCAUUGCAGAUGCAUUCGGGCGUUCCGCCGAGUCCAACAGCCGCAUCGUCCGCGCGACCGCAACUGCUCUGUACAAGACUUGGAGCGAUGUGAUCCUCUUUCGCGAAGCCUUGCUCGUAGGCCGAGUUGACACCUAUGCUGGUGCGAUCGAGGCGAAGAGUGGGCUCAGAGGGUUACGCACCUGUGUUGCGUUCAUUGAUGGGACGAAGCAAUACAUCAGCCGUCCGUCGGCGCGAGCCGAAGGUCAAGAGCACGAGAACCUUCAACGUUCGGUGUACAACGGUCACCCCCGUCGCCAUUGUCUGAACUGGCAAGGCAUCACCGUUCCUGACGGCAUCAUUAUCAGCAUGUACGGGCCGGUAGAGGGGCGGCGCCACGAUUCCACCAUGCUCUCCAUGAGCCGUAUACUGGACAGGAUGAAGGAAGACGGGGUUCUGUCGCGCUACUGUUUGUAUGGCUACCCAGCAUAUGGAUGCCACCAGUGCCUAUCCUGCCCAUUUCCCUGCGCUAUUCCAGGAUCAUUCGAGGCUAUUUUCAACUCGUCCAUGAGCUCCGUCCGGGAAACGGUGGAGUGGAGCUUUCACCUGGUGAAAGGGUUGUGGUGUUUCGUAAGCUACGACAGAAAGAUGAAAGUUCGCAAUGCACCAGUAGGCAUCCUGUGGCAUGUGGCCACACUCCUGACUAACUGCCACACCUGUCUCAAAGCUGAUGGGAAUCAAAUCUCAAUGUACUUCGAUGUAGCACCUCCUAGGAUUGAAUGA
This is a messenger RNA of Aphanomyces astaci, 1014 nucleotides long. RefSeq lists its product as hypothetical. Lineage: Eukaryota; Oomycota; Saprolegniomycetes; Saprolegniales; Verrucalvaceae. The record is from RefSeq and is a predicted model, not a curated record. The transcript has 3 exons. The coding region runs from base 1 to 1014 and encodes 337 amino acids.